GCAACAGAAAAGUAACUAAUGCAAACACCAUGUUUACAUCAAUACAUGGAGUUUAUAUCUUAGUGGGACCAGAUAAAUGCAAUGCUUGUAUGUGGAAAAACAAGAUAGACACACACAAAUAGGGGGGUUGCCCAAGCAGAGAUUUGAAUGAAAUGAGGGAAUAAUUUGUAUGGAUACUUGCAGGGACGGACUAGCUAAGGGGAACAGCGAAGGCAAAAUGAUGGUACUGUUGUGAAAUAGCAAGGUUAUCUCGUGGGGGAGGAGAGAGAGGUAGAGAUGGCACAGAGUUGGGUGGUUAAAAUGCUCGGGGCUUUGGAGGCUGUGGUUAAGAACUGGCUUUUGAUCUGAGUGAGAUGGGAAGUUGCCAUCUCACUUGAGCAGAGGCAUAACAUGGUCUGCUCUUCAAAGAAUCAUUCUGACUGCUGGAAUUUGGAGUAUGUGGAGCAAAUAUGGAAACUUCCAAGGUGUGGAUCUCCUUGUGUGUUGGAUUCCUGGGGCUGUGUUCCACGCUCAUAGGCAGCUGCAUCCUCUUUCUGCACUGGAAGAAGAACUUGCAGAGAGAAGAACGUGCCCAGCAGUGGGUGGAGGUGAUGAGAGCUGCCUUGUUCACCUACAGCCCCCUAUUGUACUGGAUAAACAAGCAGCGGCAGCAAGGCAUGAAUACAGCCAUUAACACAGGCCCUCCCCCUGCUGUCACCAAGACAGAGAUGGAAGUUCAGAAUCCAGAUACUCUGUGGGAGUUGGAUAUCUCUGAAGGCAAGAACUAUGCUGUACAAGACGGCAGCCCCGGGGGUGAAACCUCUGGUCCUUUGCCGCAUGUUCUGGCGGUCCCCAAACAGCCCCUCUCUUCAACAGUGCCACAGCCUCAGACAGACUCCCCACUCCCACUUCCCAUCUUCCAGGAGGUGCCCUUUGCCCUGUCCCUCUGCCACCUUCCUCCCAUGCUGAACCACUCUGUCUCCUAUCCACUGGCCAACUGCCCUGAAAGGAAUGUUCAUUUCUAUUCCCUCCCAACACUGGCCCAUGGAACAAACUGCUUCAAUGCCAAGCCUUUUGCUUUAGAACUGUAGUUUCCUCUCAUUGAGGCUGGGAGCUGCAGGUACCAAAGGCUCCCUGUGGUAGAAAACGAGAGAUAAUCUCAAGGAGUUGGUAUUGACAAGGAGGUCAGAGCCAUCUGGACACUGCAUCACGAAAGAUUAAAAAAAA
Psammomys obesus (fat sand rat) is the source of this 1206-nucleotide messenger RNA. It is a transcript of the gene Tex38, whose product is annotated as testis expressed 38. The record is from RefSeq and is a predicted model, not a curated record. NCBI's taxonomy places the organism in Eukaryota, Metazoa, Chordata, Mammalia, Rodentia, Muridae. The transcript is spliced from 2 exons. Bases 450 to 1070 code for a protein of 206 amino acids.